AUGACUCCUGGUUCGAGCACGUCGAACGCCGAUCUCCUUUCAGCUCCCGCCAGAAGCUCUCACACUUCAAGUCACACUGACGGCUCACCGGGGCUCUCCGCCAGCUCUGGAUCCAACAGCAGCAGCGACGGCACGACGACGCCAGCGAAGAAUAGAGCAAGACAGACAUCAAAGACGUCGAGAUCGCGCAGCGUGGAUGUCGGCGAGGCUAUAACGCCUGGUCGAGUGUCAGAAAGUGCCCGCACCGCACCUUCUUCUCCUGCUUCAGGAACACCUUCUGUUGGCCGAACGCUCCAAAACACGUACAAGGCCCUUCAGCUGCGAGCGCGGAGGAGUCUGCUGGACUUGCGCGUUGGUGGUAGCGGAUCCGCUCGCCGUCAUGAGGGGCUACAUGGUGCAACUCGCCAUCUCCACCCUCACGCGCGUGAUGCCAGUCUUCAUCCUCUCUCUGCGAGAACUGCGAGUCAGGGAUUUGGGACUAGCGAGAGCAAGCUCGGACGUCGGGCAGGCGAUAUAGACGGCAGUCUCGGCUCGCUAGUGACGCCCACCGCCGCGCGUCCGAGCGUCGCAGAGGAGCGUCGAGGGUCGGGGGGGACGGUGAAGGGGUCCAGAUGGGGCAUACGUCCCAGUUCAAGACCCUCCUCCAGCGGAUCUGGCGCGGCCAGCUCCACACAAGGAUCCUCACCAUGGUCAAAUCGGCGCAGGAGGGAAAGAGAUGAGUCGUCCAGACAGUCGGCUGCGCUGCACACCUCAUCGCUCGCUGGAUACGGCGCCUCACCGGACGUAGGUGACUAUGCAGAUGCUCUUGCCAUGGGUCCUUCUCCUUCGACCCAGUCGCGCUUAUUACCUCCUUUAGAUGUCGACGGAAGGGAUGCGAGGGCCUUGCAAGGCUUUCCAGCCGGUCCUUCAAACGGCCUAGGUAGUCUAGCCUCUUUCUCCUUCCCGCACGACGCGGCGUUUUUGCGGACCCGAGCGCAGCCCUUGCAAGGCAUGGAUGGCGGAAUGCGGCAUCCAGGCCCUACUGACACCAAGUCAGCUUCGGUAAAAUGGCUUUCCAACUCUCCAACGACCCCGCUGGCUUCGCAUUUCACCCAUUGCCGUCCUAGCGUCAUUGGGCAUGCGCAUCAAAGCAGUGGAACGAAUGCGGAGAGGAGAAGAGCUAGCGAAAAUCCUCCCUGCACGUGUCCUGCUGUGCUACCUCGACGUCACUCUGAGCUUCCUGUGUUGGUCCCAUCGCACCUCUCACCCUCACCAUCCCGAUCGAUCCUGGAGCAGCCAAGCGCUGCUAGUCCUGCCCUGUCGAGACGACGCUCAGUGAGGCCAAGCGCGGCGCGGAAUAGACUCGUCACGCAGAUGGCAAGCUGGGACUUUUGCAGUCUUGACCUCAGCGAUGAGGACAUGCGCUCUGCAUGCGAGAUCGUCUUCGAAGCUGUUCUGUGUGCUCCGAUACCUCGCAACGUGCUGGACCAGCCGCCGGUCCUUCACGAUGCAACUACCUCGGCUCAAACAAGCACAUCCACCUCGGAAUCUCCCUUGACGACCCUUGGAGAGCAUCUCGGAGUGACGAUGGACGCUGUGCGACGCGUCUUGGAUAGCAUCAUGGACCUCUAUCACUCUUCAAAUGCGUAUCACAACUUCAACCACGCUGCGGACGUACUUCAAGCUUUGUAUGCACUGCUAGUGGACUUGAAAGCCGUUCCAAGCCUCUCACCAAAUAGCACAGCAGCUUGGGAUCCAGCCUCAUCGCCCUUAUCGCCUCAAGACGCGCUUGCACUACUGUUUGCAGCCAUCGGCCACGACGCUGGUCAUCCUGGUCUGUCGAACGCUUAUCUGUCCAAUGCAUCGGCGCCGAUAGCAAUCGCCUUCAGAUGCGGUGCUCCUGAGCAUGGUAAUGCAGAGAAAGGCAAAUCGAAGGACGAAGUCGGCAGCGAUGACAGCCUUGUCAAACCGGCAAAGGGCAGCCCGCUGGAGAGCUAUCACGCAAUCCUCUUCGAGGGCUUGAUGGAGCGUUGUGGGUUGGCGCAUCUUCUCUGGGCCGAACCGGGCGCUCGAUCCGAAUUUGGAGAGGUCAUCAGAUCCUGCAUCCUGGCGACCGACAUGGCCAUACACUCCUCCUUCGUAAGCGCUCUCUCCACUUUUGAAGCCCGGCUGUACGACGAGCCUGUCGUCAGUGAUCGCAGAGAUCGGGCGCAGAAAAUUCGUGCACAGCCUCGGAGCGAGCGCACACUGCUUUGCGCAGCUUUGCUGAAAUGUGCAGACAUCAGCAACCCAGUUCGAGCUCGCAGCGUCGGUCGACGAUGGAGCGUCGCGCUGCGAAAGGAGUGGGAGCGUCAAAGCGCUCUGGAGGAGGAGUGCGGACUUCCGGUCACUGCGGGCGCUGCUAACAAGUGCAAGCAUAAGAGGCGAUCAGCUGCUCCGGUAUCCAUGCCACCUCUUCCUGGCUCUCCCUCAGCCAACGAGGACGGUUUGAGGAGGACAAGCGCUGCGCAGAUGGUUGCUCAGAUCGGUGGAGGCGGAGGCGCCGCUGCUGAGAUUGUGGAAGUAAGCUUGAAUGAUCUGGCCGCUGCCGGUGAGCUAGAGGAAGAGCGCGCGCUAGCAAGAGGGCAGGUCGCUUUUGUCAAUGCUUUUGUAGCGCCGCUCAUGGUGGCUAUCGCGAAGCUUUUGCCGAGUAAGUCAACAUGCUCUUUGCUCGCGAACACGUCGAGUUGCUGACUGAUAAAUUUCGCCCCACGUAGGUCUGGACACGUAUCUACAGCUUGCCAUCGACAACAAAGCUUUGUGGGAGAAGCAUCUCGAAGCAGUUGAGGCGCGAAUACUUGCGGAAGGGCCUUCAAAACCAAGCUCACCUCCAGGAAACCCAUCAAUGACCGCUUUGUCCAUCGCGGACGAGCAACUUGCUCAGCUUCACGGACGUCCUGCGAUAUCCUUGUCCAUGCUGGAUAGCGAGAGAUUACGGCUUCCUUCGAUCUUUCUGCCGCCAGUGGACAAGGUUCCUCUGGAUGCACAGAGUUGCAGAGAACAGGUGCAGCGAGCUAUCGACGACGCUCUGAUCGGCGCCGUUCGUGCGUGGAAGGUUCCUGUGCCUGAAGGAGUCACUGCGGAUCACCCUUUCAUUGCGAUUGACGUCGCGGAUGCCAACAAAUCAUCGACCGCGGCGAUGCCGGACGCGGCAGAUGACCGUCAAAGGUGCGCCUCGAGCGCGAGCCUCGCGUCCUCAAUUCGCUCGGCGGCGUCGUCGACCCCGGCCACAGCGCACUCUACUUCGACAGCAGCGACGAGCAGCGCAUCAGGCGUGUUGGGAUUGGGCAAAGUGGAUCUCCAUUGGUCUGCACUCAAGUCGCAGCUCACGGCGCCGUCUAGCAGGCAUGAAGAUUUGUCUGUUGGUCUCGCACCAGCACUACCUCCGAUCACUGCUUCAACAUCUAGUUUGGAAAGGCCCACAUCGUCGCUGUAUGACGUUCAGGUGCCUUCAUCAGCGCCUUCUCCUGGACACGCUAGUCAGUCGCGGCGAAAAACACCCAUCAGCGUCAUGCGUCGACUUUCUGCGUGGAGCACCUCUAAAUGA
This is a messenger RNA of Ceraceosorus bombacis, 3565 nucleotides long. The record is from the annotation of a GenBank genome assembly. Lineage: Eukaryota; Fungi; Basidiomycota; Exobasidiomycetes; Ceraceosorales; Ceraceosoraceae.